Messenger RNA from Tigriopus californicus, 4802 nucleotides. RefSeq names its product acetylcholine receptor subunit alpha-like. Gene Ontology annotation, biological process: signal transduction; chemical synaptic transmission; regulation of membrane potential. The coding region runs from base 653 to 2791 and encodes 712 amino acids. Lineage: Eukaryota; Metazoa; Arthropoda; Copepoda; Harpacticoida; Harpacticidae. Gene Ontology annotation, cellular component: synapse; neuron projection; postsynaptic membrane. The record is from RefSeq and is a predicted model, not a curated record. The transcript has 10 exons. Gene Ontology annotation, molecular function: acetylcholine-gated monoatomic cation-selective channel activity; transmembrane signaling receptor activity.
CGACACACACAAGCAGUAUUGGUCGAAACUUGCCAGCCACCAUGUUCUUGCUCCUAUGACUAAGACAGAAAUGGCAGGCCUCACAUAAUACAUCAUCACUGUCUGUCUUAAGGCAUGGUGUUAGUUUGCAAAGUCUGGCACUAUGUGGACUCGUCUCUUCAUUUGUUGUGUUUGGGCCAUUCGAGAGUGUCCUCGACGAUGACACGGUAAAGUGAUCCACGGUAGAGAUUCCAUGAGCCUGUCGGGACCAAUAGUUGAGCCUCGUCUUGGAUCCUUGUUCUCUUGUUCCACGCAUCUUCUGCAUGCACGCUAAUGUUCACCUCAAUCUUACCCACAUGUUUGAAACUUCGUGUCAUGCAGAUGGCCCAGUGCUAAACUAAAUGCCACCUCAAUCAGAUACGGCCGUGCAUCGUUCAACACGCAUGUCAGCCAACCUCCACACCAACGACCCAGCUCUGUCAACGUCAGCCACUUCCCACUUGUCGUUCAUUAUCAAGCACACCCACCCGACUCACAACCCUGGUUUCCUAUCAUCUCAUCCGCCGCCACUACCUUGAUUGAUUUGCCCUCUCAUUCCACUCAGACACUCCUCCACAUGAGGCGGCCUGCAGACCCAUCCCCGCUGCCGCAUAUCCCUUAGUUCGAAGCUACUAUGUCCCUGGCCAGUUCGAAACACCCGCCACACAAGUCAACUGAGCCUACACCGAGAAUCAUUUCUUGGCCUCAACGAAUUUGGUCAUGUUGGAGCAUCUCGUGGGUUCGCACGCUUCCUUUCAACUGGAUUCAUAUCCCAGGCUGGGUGUUUACACCUGGGUUCCCCCUGUGUUCAAAUUCGAGCCAUUCGGGCACUAAACUCUCCGCCUCGUCCCCCUGCUCCUCCUCCAGCUCCUCGCCCACUCACUCCCGCCCAUCAAGUGCCGUGAAAUGGUCCAAAAUGUACAAAAGUCUUUUGUUCCAAUUGGGUCCGUCGCUGCGAAUGGUGACCAUUCGGCUGAUUCUACUCUUUUCCUUGUGUUCCCCUCCGACAACGCAUGGGCGUUCCUUACUGAACGCGGGGAACCCCGACGCCAAACGGCUUUACGAUGAUCUCUUGUCCAACUACAACAAACUAGUUCGUCCUGUUGUCAAUACCACCGAUCCACUCACAGUGCGGAUUAAAUUAAAGCUGUCGCAAUUGAUAGACGUGAACUUGAAAAAUCAAAUCAUGACCACGAAUUUGUGGGUGGAACAAUUUUGGUUCGAUUACAAGCUUGUGUGGGACCCAAGCGAGUAUGGAGGAGUUCAGCAGCUUCAUGUGCCGUCCGACCACAUUUGGAGACCAGAUAUUGUUUUGUACAACAACGCCGACGGCAACUUCGAGGUGACGUUGGCCACGAAGGCCACGCUCUCGUACAAUGGUCUCGUGGAGUGGAAACCGCCAGCCAUUUACAAAUCGUCGUGUGAAAUUGAUGUGGAAUAUUUCCCCUUCGACGAGCAAACGUGUGUCAUGAAAUUCGGCUCGUGGACCUAUGAUGGUUUUCAGGUUGAUCUACGCCAUUGGUGCGAAGUAGAAGGAACAAACACGGUACCACUUGGCAUUGACUUGUCUGAGUUCUACAUGUCUGUGGAAUGGGACAUCCUGGAAGUGCCAGCAGUUCGGCACGAGAAGUUCUAUACGUGUUGCGAUGAGCCCUACUUGGACAUAACAUUUAACAUUACGAUGAGAAGGAAAACGUUGUUCUACACCGUGAAUCUCAUCAUUCCAUGUAUGGGUAUCUCCUUCCUCACAGUCCUCACCUUCUAUUUGCCAUCCGACAGUGGAGAAAAAGUAACCCUCUCCAUAUCAAUUCUCACCAGUUUGUAUGUGUUCUUCCUGCUGGUAGUAGAAAUUAUUCCGCCAACAUCUCUUGUGGUCCCACUCCUGGGAAAAUACCUUAUAUUUGCAAUGAUUCUGGUGUCCAUAAGUAUAUGUGUUACUGUCGUGGUGCUUAACGUCCAUUUCCGUUCUCCUCAAACUCAUAAAAUGGCGCCAUGGGUCAAAAGGGUUUUCAUUCAUAUUCUUCCACGAUUGCUCAUCAUGAAACGGCCACAGUUCCAACCCGAUAAACACUCAUCAUUUCGCAAAGUGAUGUUACGAACUUGUAUGGGAACAGAGACCUCCACCACCAAGGAGGUGUCCAGCUUUCCCGAGAAGAAGUCUGCCCAGCUGUUUGAUAAUGGCGAUAUUUUUAGAGCAAAAAAAUCCGACGACUUUUGUGAGGUAUUCUCCGAUAUAUUUCCUGAGAAUAUUCCAGGACUGCCCAGGCACAGACCAAGUCUUUUUUCACCAAGAUUGUCAGAAGACGAAGAUGACUUGUACCAAUCGGAUUGUCGAGUUCACGGUGCUAGCUUACUACACGAGGAAGAGCGAGAGGCUCUGAAUCCUGUGGCCGUAGAUGGACAUUUGAGUGGAGGCUCGAGUCCACAUCCACCCAUGGGGCCAGGGGAUCUUCCUCCAUACGACCACUCCAAUUGCUCGACUCAGCUCCACAAGGCUUGUGCAUGCGUCAAUUUCAUAGCUGAACACACAAAGGCCAAGGAAGAGGCCACAAAGGUCAAGGAAGACUGGAAGUAUGUGGCCAUGGUGCUGGAUCGCUUGUUCCUGUGGAUCUUCACUUUGGCUGUGUGCGUUGGAACGGCAGGAAUUAUACUGCAAGCUCCCAGUCUUUAUGAUGAUCGAGUGCCCAUAGAUCGAGAAAUAUCAGAUAUUGGUAUUGAACCUCAUCUAAGGACCCGGAAGAAGGAAAAGAUUAGGAGCUUGAGCAGUUGCUAGUCUUCGUCGUCGUCGUGGCCGUGGCCGUGGCCGUCGUCGUCGUCGUCGUCGCCGUCGUGCGCGAUGAAGGACUAAUCCAAGUAACGAACUCGAUGCACAUCCAAUUCACUGACCAGCCAGCCCACCAGCCACAAACAAACAAACAAACAAACAUAUGCUUCAUACAACCAACCGCCCACAUCCAUCGUUGGCUACUUUUCAAUGGAGCUCUCCUUGUAUACAAGCUCUGCUCUUGUUAUUCUUAUGUUCCUCGCUCCAAGUUCUAAUCUCGAGAGCAAGACUCGGGCCACAUUUACGUAUAAAAAGGGCCUCUUCGGUUGGCACUCGCCCACCACUGCCAUCUUUCUCGCUAUGAGUAUCGCAAUCAAGUUCGCUCGUGCUCCACAUAUGAUUAGUUCGAUCCCACGAGGUCACAGGUUUUGACGCGAGGAUCACUUCCAGACGAACGCUUCAAAACAAAAAGAGUGGAUGGAUAGAUAGAGUGGAUGGAAAGAUGAAUAUAUGGAUGGUGAUAAUCAUGAUGAUAAGAUGGACUGAUGUUUUGUUUGAAACAGAACUUCUACAGAUUGGGCGCACUGAAGCAAAAACAAGAGUGCAACAGUACUUACAUAAAAAAUCCUAGGUUUUUGUUGUCAUUUUCUGUUUUAUGAUGCUGAUGAAAAUUCUUGCCCGCUGAUCCUCCAUGCGAAGAAAGUGCAACCCGACGAUGAAUAAUGAACCGACGAAUCACAAGCUUGGGUGGGGCUGCUUGCGAAUAGUCAAAAAAAAGAAGAAGAAGAAGAACCAUGGAGAAAGAUAUCGUUUUUGAUAUCCAUAGCAAUACAGCAAACAAUAGACUAGAAGAAUCCACUGACCAAAAUGCUUCUUACUUCGGACAGUGCCACAACCCUCUCAUCGAAGGACAACGAUUACGACAUCAAGAAUAUAUACCCAGGGAUGGAUCUCAUCACGGGUUGGGUGAAUGUAUGUGCACGAAUUUGGUAGGGCCCCCACCCUAUGUCGAACCAACCACCACUGAUAGUAUUGGCAGGGCUAUUGACGAACAAUGCACAUCGUAAUAGGGCUUUAGGGUUUACAAAGAGCCAAACCCAAACAUUGAUUCAAUGUCAUUUUUUUCAAAAUCCAUCCACGUCUACAAACACCCUUAUCCUUGAGAUGAGCAUCCUCGUCGUCCUCGUCACUGACUUGAAAAUCAUCGUAAUCAACCACAACCACGACGACCACAAUUUUCAUUACAUCGAAAAAGAAGAAAAAGAAGAGGAAGAUGCUGGGUGGAUUCGAUUGAUUCAAUUGUAAAAUACUGCUAGUUCAUAUUUAUCGUAACCGAGGAGUGAGGAAGUGUUGCCACCACAGGUCUAAAGACUACAAAUAUGUCCCCGCCACUUCAUUACUGAAUACUAUGGAACGUAAAAUGCCGCCACACCCACCGUCUCUGAAUCACUUUUGAGCAUGCUCUUCUCUCCUGACAAUGCUUCUACGUGUCAACUAUAGCGAUGAUGACGGUGGUGGUGGUUGUGGUUGUGGUCUGUAGUGGUUGGUGAGGAUGCAGUGGUGGAAGGGCCAAUGGUCAUUCCAAUUGUGGGGUGGGGGCAACCAUCUGAACUCAUGCAAACAUCUACUAAACUACUGCUGCUAUUAAUAUUACUACUACUACUACUAUUAUUAUCAUUAUUAUAAUUAUUACUACUACUACUACUAUCGCUAUACUACUAAAACUACUAAUAUUACUAUUCAAUUACAUUAUAAUUGCUACUUGCGUCACCACAUUAUGAAGAAAAAUAUGAAUUGCAGAUUUGUAUUUUUCAGUACUCGGAGGAAAUCGUUCACGCGUGUUGUUAGUGCCCUUGCAUGACACAAUCUGUAAUUCAUAGAGUAAUUAUUUUUCAAUACUGGUGCUUAGCAAUCUCAUAUUUACAGAGCAUAGCAGAUGCAUGGGCCAAUUCUGUGGCAUGUUUUUGUAUAUCCAAUUACAAUUUUAUACUGAUUUAAGUAAUAAAUAUAAUUCCUAUGA